This is a messenger RNA of Xiphophorus hellerii (green swordtail), 4837 nucleotides long. It is a transcript of the gene ccdc18, whose product is annotated as coiled-coil domain containing 18. The transcript is spliced from 24 exons. NCBI's taxonomy places the organism in Eukaryota, Metazoa, Chordata, Actinopteri, Cyprinodontiformes, Poeciliidae. The record is from RefSeq and is a predicted model, not a curated record. Bases 525 to 4547 code for a protein of 1340 amino acids.
AUGUGGGCGGAGACUAAAAUUUACAAACCGUUCCGCCUCGAUUUCCAGUAACCCGAGAGAUUUAUUGAAAUAUAGUUCAGAAACAAAUGCUUGUAGCUUCUUAUCCUCCGGUCAACUAAGGUAAUAGUUCAGAUGAAGUAGAAAUGAUGUAUGGUGUUUAAUUAACUGCUUUUAUAACAAAAAACAAGGCUAAUGACUAGCUAACCACCUGUUGGUGUAAAGAGCUCCUCUGUUUACAUUCACGUUAGUGUCGUUUAUUGGCAGCACAGUGUUCGUUUAAAAUUGCAAAGAGAGAGAGAUCUCUUUUUAUUUCAACUUUAGACAUGUAGCCAUACAAAGAGCUGGAUAAAGUUAACUUUAGUAAGACUGGUCGUUAUUUAAACUGAAGAACGACAUUCAGGCGGUUCUGUUCUGAUGUUUGACAUCGAGGAGAAAAUUAGCAAAGAUGUGUUCGGCCUGCACAGUCUGAUCCAGGGAGCUGAGCUCUGCCACCGGAGUCUGGGACAGAAACUAAGCCUGUAGGGAUGGCGUCUGCUGCUGCGAGAAAGAAAGGCGGCUGCGUUCGCCAGGAGAACGCCUGCCUGAUCGCAGAUGAGCGGUUCCGCAGCAACCUGGACGCCCUGCAGUUUGAACCUGAAGCUUCCGAUCUGCAGGUCCAUCACAGCCUCUCCGGGGUCAUGGUCAGCAGCAGCAUGGCGGCCAUGAGCGAACACAUCCAUCAGCUGGAAGCUGAGCUGGAGGCUCAGACUGAGGAACUGAAGGCAGCGGAGCUGAGGGCGGAGUCCUGCCAGGAAGCUGCCGUUCACAGUGAGGCUGUGGUCGCCACGGUUACCGAGGAGCUGAGGAUGCUGAGAGAGGAGCUGGAGAGCAGAACAGCAACAGGAAAGAGAGCUGAGCAGCAGAGGAACCAAGCUCUUCAAAAUGCAGAGAAACUCAAAGAAGCUUUCAACGAUUACAAAGACACGUUUUCCAUUAAACUCCGAAAGGUGGUGGAGAGUGAGACGACGCUGAAGGAGAGUCUGAUGGGGUCUGACAGAGAAAAGCAGGAGUUGGAGGUGAAGUUUUCUGCGUUGGAAAGAGAGCGAGCUGAGCAGAGCCAAACGGUUAGCCAGCUGCAGGAGGAGCUGAGGCAGGGCGGAGCGGCUGCGGCUCUCCUCCAGGCCCAGCUGGAGCAGGUGGCGCGCAGAGCCUCCCAGCUGGAGCAGCAGCUCUCAGAGCAGGGGGCCGAGUGCAGGGAGGCGGCCUCCGUGCGCAGGGAGGUGGAGGAGCUGCGGACGCUGACCCGUGACCAGGAGCAGAAGGUGACCCAGACCCAGGCUGAGCUGUCCGCCCUGGAGGCCGUUCUGGCUCUGCUGCACCUGCAGGAGGCUCCUGCAGGACCAAUCUGCUCCAAUCCAUGCAUGCUGCCCCCAGUGGACUAUUCAGGAGCUGCACAUCUGCUGAAGCUGAAGCCAGGUGAGGGCUACCAGCAGCUGCUGCGGGUCCUGCAGGUGAAGGAGGCCGAGCGUUUGAAACAGCAGAGCCAGAAGGAGCGGCUGCAGGAGCGUCUGAGCAGAGCCCAGGAGGAGAUCUCCGCCCUGCAGAACUCCAUGGCCCAGAGAGCCUCCCACUACCAGAACCUCCACACAGAGCUGCUGGAGCGGGGCAGCCAGGCCACAGACGCUCAGAAAGAGUUAAAAAGAAAAAGCGCUCGGGUUGCUGCGCUGGAGAAACAGCUGCAGGAAAAAAGCUCGGCGUACAGUCUGGCCGCUCUGAAGAACACGGCGCUGGAAAACGAGCUGAAGGAGAAGAGCAGCAGCGUUCAGCACUACCAGGUUCUGAUGAGCAGAAAGCAGAAGGAGCACCAGAAAGCUCUGGAUCAGUGUAAACAGUCUCACUCUAAGCAGCUGGCUGAGCAACAGCAUAGGAUAGAAAUGCUGCAGCUGUCUGUGGAGGAGAGCCUGGCCCAGAUGUUGGAACUGGAGCAGCAGCUGGGUUCUGUUCAGACGGAGCGGGACAAGGCUCAGAAAGCUGCGCUGCUGCUGCAGACCUCUUUGGAUCAGCUCUCACAGGAGAAGCAGGUUGAAGUUCGACACAACCAGGAGAUGCUGCAGAGUUUCAAAGAUCAGGCUACUCACUCUGCCACCAUGGUAUCUGAGCUGCAGUCCUGCCUGUCGGUGUGCAAGGAGGAGCUGAACUCGCAACUGCAGCAAAUGGAGGAGCUGAAGAGGAACCAUCAGACAGAGCUGCAGAGGAAGAAUGAAAAGGUCCACACUGAAAACGUCUGUCAGUUGGUUUGUCAGGGCACAAGGCAGUUAAACACACACACCUGUCCUCUCUCCUUGUUGCUUUUUCAGAUGUCUCGUCUGCAGGAGAAGCUGCACAGCACCAGCCUGGUCUGUCAGAGCUCCAGUGAACAGAACCUGCAACUGCAGGAGUCUCUGCAGCAGCAGCAGACCAUGCUAACCGAGAGCACGGCUCGGGUCUCUGAGCUGGAGGAGAGCCAGAGCCAAUUGCAAAGACAGGUGUCUGGUUUGGAGCUGCAGCUGGAGCGAGCGUGGGCUUCUCUACAAGAUGAAGUCAGGAGCAGAGGCCUGGAGGCCCAGGCUGCGGAGAGGAACCUGCAGGAGGCGACCGAACAAAACGGACAACUCUCCAAGUCCAUCAGUCAUCUCACAUUGAAGAUGGAAAAGCUGGAGGUGGAGCUGGAGCACCUGAGGAGCCAAGUGGCUGCAAAGGCAGAGCAGAUCGUUGGCUUGGAGCAGAACCUGCAGUGCACCAAGAGCCAAGUCAUCACCAAGACCUCCACAGUUGAGGAACUUGAAGAGAAGCUCCAUCGCUGUGAGGAGGAGCGGCUCUGCAGCAUGCAGAGAGUGAAGAUCCUGGAGGGUGAACUGCACUCCGUGCAGGCGGAGCUGGGCAACACCGUGGAACGGCUGCAGGAGCUGCAGGACGUCCUGCAGAGGACCCAGACCGUCUCUGACCAACGGCAAGCCCAGGUGGACAAACUGGGUUUGAGGCUGAGUGAGACCCAGAGGGAGUUAGAGGAGAGAACUCAUGAGGUCUUGGACAUGGACAACGCCCUGAAAGAAACACAGGAGGAGCUCCAGCAGAGAGCCAAGCUGCUCAGCCAGUUGGACGAAGCCAUCAGGGAGCACAAGCUGGAGAUGGACAGGAAGGUGGAGGUCCUGCAGCAGGAGCUAACACAAAGAAACGCCAAGGAGUCAGAGGAGCUCAACCAGCAGCUGUCUGAGUGUGAGCAACGGCUUCAGGAGGCGCUGGACGAACUGGAAGCGAGUCGGCGUGACCGUGACGCUCUGAGCAGAGAGCUGGACAGAACCAAGCUGCAGAUCAGGGAGACGGAGGCCCAGCUGCGCAGCGCAGUGGAGGAGCUACUUCGGAAGGAGUCUGGGUGGCUGCAGGAGGAGGAGCGGCUGCAGAGCACGCUCUCUGCUCUGGAGCAGGAGCUGGAGCUGGAGAAGGAGCAGCACAGUAAAGAGCUGGAGUCUCUGCAGCACACGCGGGGCCAGCUCCUCAAAGUGUCGGAGCAGAUCUCCUCCACCAUGCGCUCGUCCCAGGAGCAGCUCACCGCCAAGCUCCAGCAGAGCCAGGCCCACCUGGAGGAGGCCAGGGCGCAGUGCGGCCGGGUCAAAGCCCAGCUGGACCAGGCCGAGAUCGAGCUGGACUACAGCCGCAGCCAGGCCGGCCACCUCCAGGCGCAGCUGGACCAGAGCCAGGCGCAGCUGCUGCAGAGCAGAACCGAACUGGAGGACAGCAAGGUUCUGUGUGAGCAGACCAGAGUUCAGAGCAGCCACCUCCAUGCGCAACUGGAGCUGCUCUCCGCGCAGCUGCAGCAAAGCAGAACGCAGGUUUCCCAGCUCCAAACUCAACUCCAAACCUCGGAGAAGUCUGCAGAGAUGUCCGUUGAUUCGCUGCUCAUCAAGGAGUCAGAGGUGACCCGCCUCCAGGCCCGGAUCUCCAGUCUGGGACGAGCAGCAGAGAGACGGAGCCUCUGCAGCCACUCUCCCUCCCUCACUGAGCCUCCGGAGCCCUCCUUCUCCUCUCAGCCGUCUCUUCCUUCCUUCAGACUCUUACCAGCCUCCGUCUGCUUGUCUCCACACUCUCACCCGGGGCCCCUGCGCUCCCCGACACAUGACUGGCCUAAGAGCGCCAGCUUACACUCCUCCACGGACCUCCCUCGCAGCCUGAGGGGGGCGCUGAUCAGGGAGCCGUGGGACUCUUCCUCUGCGUCUGGUUUGACGUUCCCAGGGUCGGCCGACCAAAGCUGGCGGGGCCUCAGCUCCACCGAGGCUUCGUUCGACCCACUAACGUACAUGGCAGACGAACCCAACAGCGCAGACAUCCGCACAGAGGCACCGGUGGGACAGCAGGGGGACAACAUGCCACUCACUGAGUCCAGGAGGGAGUCGGAGGGGACUCUGGUGGGAGAGGACGAGGGAGAGGUGGACAUGAGCUCACUGACCGGGAUGCUGAGGUUUGUGAAUCAGACUUUAGCCAUGCAGCAGGAUUCGUCUCCAUGGAGCCCCAUAAAGCAGACGCAGACCUGACUCUCUGUCACUCUGCAGGGAGCUGCCUGCAUGGGGAGCACACCAACCAACCCAAAACAUCCCUGUAUUUAUCAACCUUCUCCAUGACUUGUCCCUUUAUGUGUUAAUGAUUAAGAUAAAUUAUUAGAGCAUGUUUAUGUGACCUCUUUAAUUGCACUUAGUAAAACAUGGAUUCUUUGGUUCAGCAGAAUGUAGCAUUUGCUUUUUAUUUAACCUUGUUAACUACUGUUUGUGAAUGUAAAUAGUUUUCUUAUUAUUUCUGCCAAUUAAAGAGUUUUUACAUAAACUGA